GUGACCGUCGGGUUCUCCAAACCCAGCCACGUCCCUAAACCUUUGAACAUGCUGGGGGAAACACACGGAACCUUUUAGAGUCAAGAAAAUAACAAAACAAUCUGAGCACACAGAACCUUCUGACUUUAUGCAACCAGGAACUAAACUGACGUUUUCUUCUUCUGUGGUCUCAGAUGUGCGGUUGUGCGAUCCUGACACCCAGCGGCCAACAGCGGGAAAUCUGCUGUUAUGAGGAACCUGCGGUUGUGGAGCGGCAGGUGGCGGUAAUGAGCUGAGAAUGAUUCCGCAUCUUGUGACAAAGCGAGACAAGGACGGAGAAGGAAGACCGGCGAACGCGCGACAGGCUCACUGCGGUGAAAAAUGAAGAUUUUGAUGGUUUUUGAUUUUGACCACACUGUGGUUGAUGAGAACAGUGACACCUGGGUGCUCAGAUGCCUUCCUGAACAGACACUUCCCGACUCCGUGAAGAAUUCCUACAGAAAAGGCUUCUGGACCGAGUACAUGGGCAGGGUGAUGAACUACAUAGGAGAGCAGGAGGUGAGCCCCGACAGGGUCCGCAGUGUGAUGGAGACCAUCCCCUUCACAGCUGGAAUGACUGACUUACUCACGUUCAUAUCAGAGAAUAAAGGCAUCAUUGACUGCAUAGUCAUCUCUGACUCCAACACCUUGUUUAUAGAAUGGAUUCUCCGUGCUUCAGGACUGCAGGCAGCUGUUGACAAGGUUUUCACCAACUCAGCUAAGCUCAAUGAGUUGGGCUACAUUGAGGUGCAGUGCUAUCAUUCUCACGACUGUGAUCGAUGCCCUGUCAACCUCUGCAAGAGAAAAGCCCUGGAGCUUUACCUGAAUGGGCAAUCUGAUGCCGGCAUGGAGUAUGAGCGGAUCUUUUACGUGGGGGAUGGGGGUAAUGAUCUCUGCCCUACUUCCUGUCUGAGAGGGCACGAUGUUGUGAUGCCCAGAAAGGGCUACACUCUGGAGAAGCUGCUAGCCAAAAUGGAAGGUCAGGAGGGCAGUUCUCCUCUAAGAGCUAAAAACAUUGCCUGGAGCAGUGGCACUGACAUUCUCCGGGAGCUGAAAGCAAGCAUGCAGGCGUAGCUGCUGCAGGUGAAGCAGCUGAAAUAUUACAAAUGUUGAGCCUGCACUGCAGGACACAUUGUGCUCACAUUGUGUGUAGUUUUUCUUUUCAUAUUAUCAUGCUAAUUUAAAAAAAAAUAUUUUUCAAAUUUUUAAUUAAGAUGACAGAAAAAUAUUUGCACUCAUUAACUAGUCUUUGAAAAAGGGUCAUUUGUCUGCAGGGAAAUUUCCCCUUUUUCUUUUCUCUUCCUGAUGGGAUUCUUUUCCUCUUUUUCCAUCGUGGUGGACGAUGGAGGCGUCUGAAACCAGGAGCAAUACAUAGACACAACGACAGUGCUGAUGUGCACUAUAAUGAACAGUAGACCAGAAUUCACUAUAGAUUAUAUUUAGUAUUUACGAUUUCAGUUAUUGGGGUUGAUCCAAGAAGCAGGAAGUUAACUGGAUCUGAUAAAGUAAAAGUCUCAGCAGGUUCCCAGACGUGGAUUAAACCUCGUCCCAAACUAGAACAAAACAGAAUGUGUCCUCUGAAAUGUUUAUGGAUAAAUUGAAAACUCUACUUUAUUCAGUAACUGGCUUCUAUAUCGAUCUACAGUACUGUGCAAAAAUCUUGAGCCACCCCUCACUUCCUUAUAUUUUGACAGGAAAUCAGAAAUCGGUGCAGCAAUUUAUUGAAACGUGGAAGCAUACACGGAAAUCCAGCGUUUAAGGCAAAAGCAGAGUUUGUACAUUUUUAAUGAGCUUGAAACUUCCUCAGGCAAAUUUUCUUGUAAUUUCUUUGGGUUAUCUUCAGGAAUAAUUCUGAUGGAGUUUUUCUGUGCCUUUAUUAUUGUCAGGCUCAUGCCAGUCAGAUGCUUUCCAGAUGGUUUUUCAUGGUGGAUCAAAAUCUGAUGAUACUUUUCUGUGUUCAUAAUUCCAACACCACUGGCUGAAAUGCAGCCCCAAACCAUGACAGAGGCUCCACCGUGUCGGACCUUUCUCCUGACCUUGUCCAUACACACUGAUGAUGUUUCCCUUCUUUAAGAAUAGCUUCUUCACAGCCUCCCUUCCACUAACAUCAUUUCUGAUGAGGCUUAGACAAACAGAUGGACUCAACUCCAGGGUCAGAAGCAUCUCUCAGGUCCCGUGUCAGGGCUUUACAUUUGUUUCUUAAAGACAUGAAUAUCAGAUACUAUUCAUCUGCUGUAGGUAGUUUUUUAGGUCUGACGCGUCUUCUUUUGUCCACUUUCCUCAAAUUUGCCUCAAAUCUGCACAACAUGCCAGGUUUCGGUCUAAUAGCUCUUUGGAAAUCACCUUGAUGGUGCAAAAAUACAAUUUUAUGCCUGUCAAACUUUGUUAUCUUUGAUGGCUUUUUGUAGAUUCAACUAAAGAAAUGGGGACAAAUGUUGUGUUUUUGUGCUGCUAGUGACAAAGAUACACUUUAAAAUUGGUUCUUUGCUAAAUUGUCUGUCAUGUGUGACACAACAUUGGUUCAUCACUUGGGUUCGGAGGCCAGUGUUAAGUAGCUGAACAAACAAAAACAUAUUGCACAGAAAAUGGUCCGAGGACUAAACUGAGUGAAAAAGCAGCCAAUGUCUGGCUCAUUGGGAGCAAAAUAUAAAGAAAUGAGGGGUGGCUCGAGACUUUUGCACAGUGCUAUAUGUGUUGCAUUAACAACAACAAAAUAACUUUUCUCACGUGUUGUGUGUCCACAGACUCAGUGGAGAGCUUCACUCACUUUUUCUUUUCUUUGUUUUUCCUGAGCACCAGGCUCAGCCUGUGUUUGGGAAACUGGCUGAAAUUAAUAUGUCCAAAACAACGAGCAAACACUGGAUUCUGGAUAUUACAUUUAAUUAAAAUUUGCUUUGUAGUUUGCAAAUAUUAGUUGUCUCUUCACAUUAUGAGUGAAGGCUUUGCAAAGCACUCCCACUAACUCGAAUAAUGUUCUUUAUCAAUCAGAAACACUUCAGUACCAGUUAGUACCUGUUAUACUGCAGUUAUACUUUUAAGUUGCACCAGGAAGACAGUUUAUGAUGAAAGAAAAGCACAGGCGUUAGUGAUGACAUUAUGAUGAGUCACAUUCAUGUGUUCCAACAGUGUGAGGAACCCCGAACUCCUGAACAACAUUCAGCUGUUCGUCUUAGUGUAAACUGACUUCAAAGACAUAUUAUUAUGUAGCUAAUACAUAUUUUAGACGAGGUGCUUUUACCAACAUCUUGAAUGUUUUGUGUUGUUUGAAUGUUGUUUAUGAACCUGCAGUCAAAAAAGAUCAAAUAAGUUCAACAGUUUUUCCGUGAUUGAAAUGUUUUUUUCAGGGUGUUUCGAAAUGCAGAUUAAACCAUUUUUAUAGCUGGUCAUAAAUUGGUAAUAAUGUAUCAAAGGCUUAUACCUGUUUAAUGUGACUAUCUGAUGAAGUCACUGACUUUAAGCUCACAGCAGCUGUUCAGAGCUGCUCUGUAGCUCUGAAUACCUCAGGUCUGCUUCUGUUAAGGUGAACUGAGUUGAUUUUUGAGAGCAGGUUUGGAUUAAUGGGAUUAAUAUAUUAAAUAUAAUUUGUCUCUGUUGAAUGGCAUAAACCUCAACUACCUAUUUAAGCUAAAUGAACAAUGCUUCCAUGUUUGUUUUUCCACAUUAUUCCUCAUGUUUCAGACAGCUGAACAGCUGCUUUUGGGAUGCAGGUCACUCACAGCCAGCAUUUAUUAUCUGGAUAUUCAAGUUUCUAUGUGGAACUUCAGCAGCCGUGCUCAUGGAGAAUUAUGCAUUGAUUAGCUUUUGUUUUGCUGUCAGGAGCCAACUUGUUGAAAAAAUAUAUAUAUUGUGUGUUUUUAAUUGUUUAAUUCUAACGAUGAAAUUAAAUUAAUUACAUCUUGGAUUCCUUUUUCUUAAGUUGUGCCAAAGUUCUUCUACAGGCAAGUCUCACUGCUCAGCAGCAGUAAUACAGCA
This is a messenger RNA of Archocentrus centrarchus (flier cichlid), 3990 nucleotides long. RefSeq names its product phosphatase, orphan 2 (gene phospho2). Gene Ontology annotation, molecular function: phosphatase activity. Bases 361 to 1092 code for a protein of 243 amino acids. NCBI's taxonomy places the organism in Eukaryota, Metazoa, Chordata, Actinopteri, Cichliformes, Cichlidae. The record is from RefSeq and is a predicted model, not a curated record. The transcript is spliced from 5 exons.